AAAUGAGAUGUUCGUAGUGCAUUUGGUUAGAGAGGCGCGGCCAUAUUGGAAAUCCACUUCCGUACCAUUGGUGUCCAUCGGACUCGUGGCUUUCUGUCCGGUUUUCUUCGGAUAGUUUUCCGUUGUUUUUUUAACGGUGACCAGGCUCGAGCUCUUCCGCCCAUCCAACGGCCAAAUCGGUUUGAAGAGGCGCAUCUCGGACAAUGGCCAGAUACAGCCAGAGGCCGGAAAAUGCCCUGAAAAGGGCCAACGAGUUUAUUGAUGUCGGCAAGCCUGCCAGAGCACUCGAUACUCUUUAUGAAGUAUUUCGAAAUAAAAAAUGGGCCUACAACUGGAGCGAGAGCCUCUUGGAGCCGAUCAUGUUCAAAUAUUUGGACCUCUGUGUCGAACUCAAGAAGUCCCUCAUCGCGAAGGAAGGCUUGUUUCAAUACAGGAACAUGUUCCAAUCGGUGAAUGUCGGCUCAUUGGAAAAUGUGAUCAGAGGCUAUUUAAGGAUGGCUGAGGAGAAGACUGAAUCUGCCAGGGAACAGUCACACCAAGCAGUGAUAGAUAUUGAUGACUUGGAUAAUGUAGCAACCCCAGAGAGCCUUUUGCUCAGAGCUGUGAGCGGUGAAGACGCACAUGAUAGAAGUGAUAGGACCAUCUUAACUCCAUGGGUGAAAUUCUUGUGGGAAUCUUACUGUCAGUGCCUCGAGCUUUUGAGGACUAAUGCUCAUUGUGAAACCCUUUACCACGACAUCGCUCGCAUGGCCUUUAACUUCUGCCUGAAAUACAAUAGGAAAACAGAAUUUCGCAAACUUUGUGAUAAACUUAGGAAACAUUUAGAAGAUAUUAGUAAACUUCCUACUCAAGUUGCCAACGUUUCUCUGAACAAAGCAGAAACGCAGCAGUAUAAUUUGGAAACAAGGCUUGUCCAGCUGGAUUCAGCUAUACAAAUGGAAUUAUGGCAGGAAGCAUACAAGGCAAUAGAAGAUAUACAUGGUUUGAUGAACCUUUCCAAGAAGCCACCAGUGACUAAAACAAUGGCUAACUAUUACCAGAAGUUGGCUAUGGUGUUCUGGAAGGCUGGCUACUAUCUUUUCCAUGCUGCCGCUUUAUUUAAACUUUUCCAACUGAACAAAGACAUGAAAAAGAAUAUCACUCCGGACGAACUUCAGAGGAUGGCAUGCUGUGUCCUGUUGGCGACACUGUCCAUCCCGCUUCCAUCAGCCCAUCCGGAGUUCGAUAGAUUCAUUGAAACGGACAAGUCCCCGUUGGAGAAAGCGCAAAGGCUUGCAGUACUCCUGACACUGCAGCAGCCACCCACGAGGGCAUCUUUGAUUCGUGAUCUUGUGAGGAUGAACGUCGUCCAGUUGGCAUCUCCGCAGCUCCAGGAGUUGUACCAAUGCCUUGAAGUGGAAUUCAAUCCUCUCACACUCUGUAAGAGAGUGAAAGCAGUGACCAUGGAGCUUACUCAAGAUGAACAGUACAUCGCUCCGCUACAAGAUGUGACACUUGUCAAGCUCAUAAGACAAGUAUCUCAAGUCUAUCAGACAAUCGAUUUCAAACGUCUUCUUGAACUUGCAGUUUUCACGACACCUUUUCACUUGGAGCGGCUACUUGUUGACUGUGUACGACACAAUGAUAUGCAGAUUCGCAUUGAUCAUGGUGCUGGAUGUGUUCAUUUCGGUAUGGACCUUUCGGAAUCUCCUCGUGAAGAUACAAGAGACGGCCCUGUCCUCCAGAGUAUGCCUAGUGACCAACUCAGGACACAGUUGAUAAACAUGGCGAAUGUUCUGAAUGAAGCACUUCGCAUAAUCAACCCGAAUGCGAACAAGGAAGAGAAAGAUAAAGUCAGGCUCGACUUGGUUCAUUAUUACAAAGAAAACAUGGCCAAAGAGCAUGAAAGGAUUUUGGCAAGGCACAAAAUCAUUGAAGACAGGAAGGAAUAUCUCGAAAAGCUCAACUCUGUCAGAGAAGAGGAAGAGGCUAAGAGGCAAGGGGAAUUGAUACGAAAAUUCCACUUGGACGAACAAAGGCGCUUGGAACAGGAGCGAGAGGAAAGAGAAAGGAAGAGGCAAGAAAAUGAAAUCCAACAAAUUAAAGAUAGACAUUUGAAAGAGAAAAUGCAUCAAAUUUCACAAACACCGCAUGGGCAAAAGAUUCUCAAGAAGUUGGACGAGGAGAAACUCAAGGCUCUUGACGCUGAGCAGAUUGCCCAACGUGAAGCUGAGGAGCUGCAGAAAGAAAGAAAGGAAAUGCUGCAGAAAUUGAAAUCGCAAGAGAAAAAGAUUGAUUACUUCGAGAGGGCAAAGAGGCAGGAAGAAAUUCCACUUUUGGAGCAGAGUUUUAAAGAAAAAUUGAUUGAAGAGAAAAAAUUAUGGGAUGAGCAAGAAGCUAGGAGAAUUGCUGAUUUAGUUAAAGAAAGAGAAAGGGCUGUCCUGACGAGAGAGCGUCUAGCUAGAAUGGCCAAAGAUAGGCAAGAGUUCAUGAAUAAACUGCAAGCUGCUCGGGACAAGGUUUAUCAGGAGAAAUUUGCAAUUUAUGAGAAGAAAUUGAAUGAGGAAAGAAAGAAGAGGUUGGCCAAGAGGAAGGAAGAUAGAAAGAAGGAGAGAGAGGCCAAUUGGAGGAAGGCUAAAGAAGAAGAAAGAAAGAGAAAGAUUGAAGAAGAAGAGAGGCAAAGAGCUGAAGAGGAGAGAAUCAGAAAGGAGAAAGAAGAGGAGUUGAAAAAGAAAGAAAAGGCUGAGGAAGAAAGAAAACGUAUGGAAGUUCUCAAGAGACAAGCGGAGAUACAGAAAAAGCGUGAGGAGGAGGCAAUAAAGAGGCUUGAAGAAAUAGAAAUUUCUUUGGGCUUCAAGUCGGCUCCUAGUGAUAAGAAGGACAAGAAGGAUGAUAAGCUUACUCCGUGGAGAUCAAGUCGCAUGCGUGAGAGGGAAGAGGCGACAAGAGGGGAGACUUCUUGGCGGGACAAGGAUGACACAGAUCGUGGUAGUUUUUCACGAAGGGACGAUGACAGAGAGAGAGGAGGUUUCACAAGAAGGGAGCGGGAUGACGAUCGUGGAUUUGGGCGAAGGGAUAGAGAUGAUGAGCGUGGAUUUGGGCGCAGGGACAGAGAUGAUGAUCGCGAUCGUGGAUUUGGAAGGAGAGAGAGGGGUGAGGAUGAUAGAAGCUUUGGAAGAAGGAUAGGCGAUAGAGACGAUUUUAGGAGAGGUGGUGAUAGAGAAAGAGAUAGAGACCGCGACUUUAGAAGAUCUGAUACUGCUGGUGUCGGUAGUUGGCGAAGUGCAAGAAAUGAUCCAGAGCCUCAAGAACCAGUGAUGAGAAGAGGACCUCCUCCUGAAGAUAGACCUCCACAGAAGCAAAUGGACAAAGGUGAGGACAAAGGUGACGACAGCGAUUGGAAGAAAGUCUCACGUCGUUAACUUAGCAACUUGAUCCUUUAUUGGGCUCGAUACAAUUUCAGCGUCAGUCAUCCUGUUUUUUUCUUCCUGGGAAUAUUUGGUUUUACAUUUCUUACAGUUUGUUGGUUAAUGUAUUGUAUAAUCAUGGAAUUGUGUUGAAAGUAAAAUUGAGUUGUUUAAUACAUUUUGAAAUUUGGA
This is a messenger RNA of Cimex lectularius (bed bug), 3578 nucleotides long. RefSeq names its product eukaryotic translation initiation factor 3 subunit A (gene eIF3a). Gene Ontology annotation, biological process: formation of cytoplasmic translation initiation complex; translation reinitiation. The transcript has 16 exons. NCBI's taxonomy places the organism in Eukaryota, Metazoa, Arthropoda, Insecta, Hemiptera, Cimicidae. Gene Ontology annotation, cellular component: multi-eIF complex; eukaryotic translation initiation factor 3 complex, eIF3m; eukaryotic translation initiation factor 3 complex, eIF3e. The record is from RefSeq and is a predicted model, not a curated record. Gene Ontology annotation, molecular function: mRNA binding; translation initiation factor activity. Bases 204 to 3401 code for a protein of 1065 amino acids.